Molecule: messenger RNA, 6073 nt
Organism: Mercenaria mercenaria
Lineage: Eukaryota; Metazoa; Mollusca; Bivalvia; Venerida; Veneridae
Exons: 6
Coding region: 141-3905 (1254 amino acids)
Source: RefSeq, a predicted model, not a curated record
CGGUGACAAAAUAAAUACUUGACAUGCGUUGUAAAGACUUAAUUGUGACAAUUAUUCUCAUAGGCAAAACAUGGCGGCAAUGAGCCCGGGAUAUUAGGAGAAAUAUACACAGCUGUUAACGGUUCCAGUCUAAUAUUGGGAUGGCACAUCAAUUUCAUUUAGAGAAAGAAAAGUACAGACAGUGGGUGAAGGCCGGACUUGGUUUGGGAUACUUAAAAGAAGGACUAGCGCCUUUUUGUGACGAUGUUGCCGAACAACAGCAUAAAGACAUCUUAGAUAACAUUAAACUUACAAAGAAUCUACCGACUGUGACAUGUGCUCAGUGUGCUCUGAGAACUCUCAAACCAGACCAUGUAAAAAUAGGAAAGAAUCAAUGUCCUUAUGGUCAAGCUAACUGUAACUGCUGCUAUACGAGUGGUAAAAUAGCUUGUCCAAACAACGUAUGUGGUGCCAUCUAUGACAACAUUAUAAUUAACCAUGCGUCGACACCACCAGCUCCUAAUUGGAAAAACACCCAAUCUCAGCAGUGGACUGGAGAUCCGUGGAGUAUAGCUAAGUGUUUCAUCAACGCCCCUGGAUAUGACCAGAAGACAUCAGCAGCCGACAUUGACUGCACGGGAUUACUGCAUGUGAUUAUCAACAACAAAUAUUUCCAUAAUCACGUUGGGUGUAAUUUGGCUGGAGCUAAUGUAUUUUCAAAGGUUAGACAGUACAGAAACGAGAUAUUUCACUCGAGCAACAUGGAGCUAGAGGAGGCAGAUGCAAAUAGUUACAUAGAUGAUAUGAUUGCUGUGUUGCAAGAUGGUAAGGAACUGAUCAACCGAAAAUAUGCUCAGGACGCCGUAAAGAAACUUGAAGCGCUGAACAAUGAAAAGUUCAUUAUAACCACCGAAAAUAUGGAGAAAGUUCUUGGAGAUAUCAGAGAAGAAAUGGAGAAUGUAAAAAAAUCAACAGAAGGUCUAGCUACUAAGGAUGACUAUGAGGAUCUUAGAAGGAAAUUUUCUGCACUGGAAUCUGUCAUGUCUGAACAAGUGAAGGAGAUGAAAAGACUCAAGGCAGAUGACUCCGCACAAAAGGAACUUGGUCGAUCUGAUUACGAAAAGUCUAAAUUAGAUUUUCAGAGAAAAAUAGUGGACCUUUACAGAAAGUCUCUGUUACAAGUGUCGGCAAUACCAUUGAAGCCAGAGCGUAAACAUUGUAACUUUAACGAGGUGUAUGUUAGACCACAAAUAACGCUUGAAAGGAUAGAUGCAAACAGAAUACCAGAGGAAACCGAAGUCCAAUCUAUGUCAGAUAUCUUCACAAAAGCCGGAAACCCUAUCAAAUCCAUUUACGUUCUUGGAGAUGCUGGAUCCGGGAAAACUAGUUUCUGUAAAAGUUUGGUAAACUGUUGGUGUAUGGCACACAAUGGAGAACCGAACGUUGAAGAUGAGCUCGACGGAAUCAAGGAAAUGAAGAAAUUUGAGUUCUUGUUUUAUAUCUCUCUUCGUCGCUUCAAAGAUGUUGUCGGUAUCCAAGAAAUGCUCGAAAGACAAUAUAAAAGCGAAAUCCUCAACGAAAUUUUAAAUAAGGAAUCGACAAAUAUAAUUAUCGUAUUUGAUGGUUUAGAUGAAUGGUCUUCUAAAACUGUGACAUCCAAUCAGUUCCAGACGGAAGGCCUUCCAGAACGUGGUAUAUCUAAAGACUAUACCGUCAUAACAACGUCACGACCAUGGAAAAUUGAAACGCUUGGAAUAACUGACAAGGAGAUAGAACAAAGAUUAAAUCUUAAAGGGUUUUGUAGAUCGUCUGUUAAAAUUAUGAUUGAUAAAACAGUUCCAGUACUGAAUGAAUCGUUUUCGAAAAACAAUAGUUCUAGUGCCUGCGAAGAAAAGCUAAACAAUAAAGCGGUAGCCAGUAUGAAAAAAAUACCAAUUAUGCUGCUACAGUUGAUUUGUCUUUGGUUUGACGAUAAACUUCAAGUAUCAUCAAGAUGUGCCGUUUACUCGGCGAUGCUUGAACUGUUCUUUUCCUGGAACGAUAAGAAGAAAAAAGAAGAAGAAGAGCGUUUAUUUAGAAACAUGAGGGACAUGUCAAAAGAUUUGCCAGAUAUUGAACUCCCUCAAUAUCUAAUGAACAUGAAGUUAUGUAAAUUGUACAAAUAUCUCAUUCACGAAUUAUCGCGUUUGGCUUAUGAAACACUUUUCACAAGUGAAAAGAAGGCGUUCUUGACAUUUGAAAAUUCUGUUUUUGAAGAGCUGGAAAUAUCGAAUGAAGUCAAAACAAGUUGCUUAAAACUAGGAAUCUUAUCGGAAGAUGGAUGUCCAAGUUUGAGUGCGAGCACAAGUGACAGUUCGUUACUUUCCUUUGUCCACAAGUCAAUACAAGAAUAUUUGGCCGCGGUGUAUAUUGCUAUUAAGUUCAAAGCUCAUAUCGGAUCAUCGGUCGAUUCGGAAAACCCAGCUUUGUCUGGUCAUUGUGCAUUAAUGAUUAAAAAGGUUUUCAGUAAGUGCACGACUUUGGAAGAAAUAUUAGAACAAGCAAAUUAUUUCAUUAUGCUAUGCGGUCUAGAGCCUCGAAUCGCAACGUCCAUUUCAAAGUAUAUAUAUGAUAUUGUUACAAGGGACAAACGUGUUCUAGAGUACAGGCGAACAAUAGAUGAUGAAUAUAGACAUACAUAUCUUAUAUCAAAUAUCCAGGAAUGUAUUUUAAACUGUGCAGAAGAGGUCCAAGCAUGUCACAGAAAUAUGCAGUCUAACUUUUAUGUAGGAGACAUUUUCGUAAAGAGUGAGUUAUAUUACGAUCAUAUCUUUACUUGUAUCGAUAAGCAGUACAUUUCUCCUGACAGCGUCCGUUCGUUUAGUGUUAAUACAUUUUUAGUGAAAGUGUCUCUAAAGGCAGUAUUUAGAUAUUCGACGAAAUGUCGGCUACUUGAAACAAUUCACAUUGAUGCCAGUGACCAAAGCGUUAAGAUUGAUGAUGAAGAUAUUAAGUCUAUCUGUGGAGUAAUUGAAUAUAAUACUUCAACAUUGAAAUCACUGUAUGUACAUGUUUAUCGAAAUGGUAAUUUUAAACCUAUGUAUAAAACAAUAGUUCGUUGUCUACCUGAUAUGAGUCAUCUUGUUGCAUUACGUAUACGAGGUUUCAUUAUGUCACAUAAAGACUUUACCACACUAUGCAAUUUCGUAUCAGGUAACAGUCAUCUUGAACAGAUAUCGAUUUUCCGUACACGCUGUACGCCUAGUACAGACAGUGAGUAUAGUACAGACGGUGAGUGUAGUACAUACUUGUGCCGGAUGUGCUUGAAGCAGCACAAAGUAGAUUUAUCCAAGCAACAACAACUACAGUACCUGGAGUGCGUUGUGUCUGUCACCGUAACUCGCGUCAACUUUUCAAACCUAGAAAUAUUUUUAUGCCGAUCAUUGAACAGUACAAAUUUUGUGAAAGUAUUUGAUGAUAUUAGUACAGCUAACAAAUUAACAAAAUUUAAUUUGGGGUAUGAUAGAUUUGGUUCAAACACAGAGUCUUCAUAUCAUACUGUAACAGUCAAAUUGAUCACAUUGUUACCAUUAUUGCACCAGCUCCGUGAACUUACUUUAUUGGAAUUCACAUUUAUUGACAAUAUAAUGAAAUGUCCCUCUGAGAUGAAGAGUAUGGAGAGCAUUAAUCUUUUUCGAGUCAAAAUGAGCUUGACAACAUGGCGGCAGUUUGUUGAUAGUCUUCCUCUAAUACCACUACCCGUUAGGGUGAAAGCAUUGGUCAUGUGUAUAACACGAGAUGGAGAUGAAUUUAACCCUGUUAUACGCUGGUUGAGAGAAGCAGGAGGAGAGGAACCAGCUGCACGGCAGUAUGUCAGAGAACGGGGGGAGUUGUUCAAUGUGGAAGAUAAAAAUGAACUUGAUUUCUGUUUUUCAACAAGGAAGUAAUAUCCAUCAGUAUAAAUCAUUACUGUUAUUAUACUAAUGAUUUUCUUAUGUUGUACUGAUGGUUGAAAUAAUGAAAGUUUGUCAAGGUUGUAGAUAUACAGAUAAUCAGUUUCUAGUGUAAUGUUUUUGUUUAGAAGAGUAUAGUUGCCAUGAGACAAUGAUUUUUUUAUGUUUCACCAUAUUAUGAAACUGCGCGUUUUAGUUAAUUAAUGAAAAUACAAUUAUAGUGAAACAUACGUUAGUGAAACAUAUCUGUGUAUUCAAAGUGAGAAUGGCAAACUUGUUUUAUACUGGUACGGAACACUAAGCGUUGAUGAAUGUGGUAAAUAAAGAAUUUCAACAAAUAAGUGAUAUUACAGGCAGAAGUCAUCAGUGUUUUUAAGAUAAUUACUUUUGUAAUAUUCAGAUGGCUGCAACAGAAAAGUAUAUCAAAAUUAUAGAUAGGUGUAGAACAGACAUACAGUCAAACCUGUACAUAAAGACCAUACAUAGAAGUGAUGAAAAGUGGUCAAUAUUUGCAGGUGGUUUUAUUUUACAGAUGAAAACAAACCGUAAAGGAUGGAUCCGGAAAUCAAAUAUGUUUUCCUUUCAAACCUGGUGAUCACUGUUGACAGACGGAAAUACACGUUGAAUGUUGAAUUCGGAAAUUAAACAAAUGAUAUUUAAAGUGCAAGUUGUUUUUAUUCACAUUUGAAAAUACACAGUAAAAUUUGUAAAAGGAAAUCAAACAAAGCGGUUUUUUUUAACUAUGUUCUCUUGUAAAAAUACGCCAUAGAUGUUGACUUUUAAAGUUAAAUGAGUGGUCUUUAAAACUAUGUGGUGUCAUUUCAUAUGUUGCCUUUAACACAAGUUUGACUGUAAUCGGGGUUUAAUGAAAGGAGAGAAAAUAUGAGAUAUUUUUUUUACGUUUGCUUAGCCGUAUAGCCUGAUUGUAUAGACAUUAUUGUACAUAUCAUAUUUGUAUUAAAACAUAAAGUGCUAACUUAACAUUUGCUAAAUGUUUAUCUUAUAUGGCAAUGUUUUAACAUAUAAUAGGAUAGUAACAGACUAGGUGCUUAUUAAUGUAUUUUUUGUUUACUAAUGAAACUUUAUAAAUUAGGAUUUUUUUAUUCAAACCUUUUUAUAUUUUUUGUAUAACACAAUGGUUGUAAACUUUGUCGCUUUGCGCUCACAUUGUUAUAUAUGUAAGACAUUGCUUGAAUUUGGUCAAGAAUCAGACUUCAGCGGCAUUCAAAUCGUGUCAAGUGUAUGCCUCGUCCUGUAUUCAAAUCACGACGACCAUACGCCUCAUCCAACAUUCACAUGAUAGGGAACAAACGCGUCAUCCGGUAUUCAAAUCACGGCGAGCAUACACCUCACCGGUAUUUCCCUUUAAGGCAUAAGUCAACCGUUAAUGCAUUCAGCAUAGGAACAAAAACGAUUUAAAAUAAAACUUGUUAUUGCAAAGUAUACUACAGUCGCUAUAAUAGCAUUAUAUUUGAAAUAUUUUGUACUUUUCUUAUCCAUUAUGUACCGUUAUAUUCAUGCAGUGUAAAUUCUUUAGACCUUCUUAGUUCAUAUAUUGUCCGGAACAUGAUACUGGGAAUAUAUUUUGAAUAUUUAAAUGUAUGCUGUGAAUAUGUGCGAAAUGAUGGUAUAAUUAUUUUUCAAAUGAAUUGUGUAUAUGAUAAUAUGGACGUUAUACACGAGAUAAUUCAAUUAUAUAUAAAUGUACCUACUUUCAGGUGUACAUGCAAAUUUCUUUGGCUCUAACUAAAUAUGGUUUACGGUACCGUGUACUCUGUUUAAAACAUUUAGAAGCAAAAGUUUUCAUUUUACGACUUAUUGUUAAACUAAUUGUUAAACUGAAUAACGUGUAAUUACAGCUUUCGUUUGAAAAUACGUACAUAAAUGGUGUAAAUAUCUAAUCAAGAUACGAUAACAUAUUUUUCUGUUCACAUCUGUAACCAAAAUAUCUCAACAAUAUUAAUUAGCCAUCCGUGGCCAACAAUUAUGAAACAUUUUACGUAACACAACGUGUGUAUAUUAUAUACCCUUUCAAAGGACGAUCGUUUGAGUGUAUUAUUUACUAUUUCAUUUUUACUGCUGAUCAUUAAAUAAGCUAUAAAUUAGAAAAUAUUUUGUAAAUAAUUCAAGCAUUUGAAUAAAGAUACAGAGAACAGAAAUCA